AUGGCUCGUCCGGCUAGCGGUGUGGUGGCGGUGACGGCGCUGCUGCUUGCUCUGCAGCUCCUCCUUCAGCCGCCGCCAGCCUCGUCGCAGGCGGCAGCAGGGGUGAGGGCAAUCGCCCGCUCGCCUUUCAUCAAAAAGAUCGGUAAAAUUAUCAUCAAGCAGGUAGCGACCACCGGUGGUACCGCCUUGAUCAAGAAGGCGCUCCACAGCUCCAACAGCGGCGGUGACGGCGACCAGCUCGGCGGCGCCGCUGCCGACAACGCCGGCAUCAUCCUCUACAACGUCUCCGUCGGGCAACAGACCUUCUCCGGCGUGGUCGACAACUCUAACGACUUCCUCUGGGUGCAGUGCCCGUCUGCUCCGGCGCCAGCUUUCUCGGAGUCGAAUGUCCCCUGCGCCAGCCCGACGUGCCUGACCGCGCUCAGCAAAACGGCCGACGCCUGCGCCGACGAGGCCGGCCCCUGCGAGUACGUCUACGUGUACGGGUCAGAGGACGAGGGGACCAACAGCACCGGCUACCUCGCCGACGAGACGAUCACCGUGGGCACUGGGACCGGGGCGCCACCCAUCUCCGGGAGCGUGGUGUUCGGCUGUAGCACCGAGACAACGGUGAACCUCGACGGCGCCAUCGGGUUCAGCAAGGGCAACCUCUCCAUCCUGUCACAGCUCCACAUCUCCAGGUUCUCCUAUUUCCUAACACCCGAUGACUCCAACAGCUCCAGUUCCACCAGCGUGGUCCUGCUGGGCGACCAAGCGGUGCCACAGACGAAACAUAGCCGCUCCACGCCAUUACUGCAGAGUAACGCGUUCCCUGACAUGUACUACGUUAAACUCACCGGAAUACAGGUCGACGGCGAGUCACUAACAGGCAUCCCAGCCGGAGCGUUCGACCUCGCGGCGGACGGCAACUCCGGCGGGGUGGCCCUGAGCACCAGCAUCGCCGUCACAUGGCUCCAGGAGGACGCCUACAAUGCCGUGAGGCAGUCUCUAGUGAGCAAGAUUAAGUCGGAGCCGGCGGACAGCUCGGGGACGGACGACGAGGUGUUCGACCUAUGCUACAACAUCAAGUCCGUGGCCGAGCUGACAUUUCCAAAGAUAACUCUGGUAUUUGACGGUGUGGACUCGCCGGUGAUGGAGCUCACAACGGUGCACUACUUCUACAAGGACACCGCCACCGGGCUGCAGUGCCUCACCAUGCUGCCAAUGCCCGCGGAUGAGCCAAUCGGCACCAUCCUAGGGAGCAUGCUGCAGGCGGGCACCAACAUGAUCUACGAUGUUGGUGGCGGGAAGUUGAUGUUCGAGAAGGGCGCGGCGUCUUCGGUGCCCUCGAAGGUGUCUCUCAUGUGGAUAGCCUCUCUGUUCCUCGCGUGGGUGUUCCUCUUCUAGAUCAUCCCUUGCUCGCUGAUCGUAUGUCACAGCCAAGUGUUCAGUCCUUAACGCCCCUAGUACAUACCCCGUCA
Molecule: messenger RNA, 1460 nt
Organism: Lolium rigidum
Lineage: Eukaryota; Viridiplantae; Streptophyta; Magnoliopsida; Poales; Poaceae
Product: protein ASPARTIC PROTEASE IN GUARD CELL 1-like
Exons: 2
Coding region: 1-1386 (461 amino acids)
Cellular component (GO): extracellular region
Source: RefSeq, a predicted model, not a curated record